Messenger RNA from Lachnellula hyalina, 1515 nucleotides. Its product is annotated as Mannan endo-1,6-alpha-mannosidase. Gene Ontology annotation, molecular function: mannan endo-1,6-alpha-mannosidase activity. The record is from RefSeq and is a predicted model, not a curated record. Gene Ontology annotation, biological process: carbohydrate catabolic process; fungal-type cell wall biogenesis. NCBI's taxonomy places the organism in Eukaryota, Fungi, Ascomycota, Leotiomycetes, Helotiales, Lachnaceae. Bases 1 to 1515 code for a protein of 504 amino acids. The transcript is spliced from 5 exons.
AUGAUUCGGGCUUGUGCUUUGCUGUGUCUUGUGGUCUUCCAGGUGGCAAUAGCGAUAGAGAUCGAUGUCGACGAUGUUGAAUCCAUCAAGAAGGCUGCCAGCAUCGCUGCGUACGACAUGGUGAGCUAUUACAAGGGAAAUGAGAGUGGACAGACGCCUGGAAAACUCCCCGAACCUCCAUAUUAUUGGUGGGAAUCCGGUGCUAUGUGGGGGGCAUUGAUUAAUUAUUGGCAUUACACUGGAGACACAACCUACAACGACAUCACAAUGCAAGGGCUUCAGUUCCAGGUUGGAAUAGACAAAGAUUUCAAUCCCCAAAAUGAGAGUGCUGAGAUGGGAAAUGACGACCAAGCGUUCUGGGCAAUGGCAGCUUUGUCCGCAGCCGAGACGAAAUUCCCAAGCCCACCAAAUCCAGGGGAUCCAUCAUGGUUGAGCUUGGCUCAAGCGGUAUUCAAUGAACAGAUAGGCCGUUGGGACACGACUACUUGCGGCGGUGGACUUCGCUGGCAGGUCUAUCAGAUCAACGGUUAUGAUUUGAAGAACUCGAUUUCCAACGGAUGCCUCUUCAACAUCGCAUCUCGACUUGCUCGGUACACUAAUGACGAUCACUACGCACAAUGGGCAGUUAAGGUCUGGGAAUGGAUGGAGGAAAUUGGUCUUAUUGACCAGAAUUACAACAUCGACCAUAACCAGUGGUCCUACAACGCCGCCACUGUACUAAUGGGAGCGUCAACUAUGUACAACUACACAAACGGAGACCCAGUAUGGCGCACCCGAACUCAAGGACUCAUCGACGCCAUCGCACUUGCCUUCUUUCCCGACGGCAUCAUGAAAGACAUAUGUGAACAGUACGACAAAUGCAACACGGACGAACACUCCUUCAAAGCCUACCUCUCUCGCUGGAUGGGCCAAUCCACACAAAUGGCGCCUUUCAUCUACGACAAAACCAUCGCGCUCUUGAAAUCCUCCGCCAACGCAGCAGCAGCGCAAUGCACCGGCGGUUCGAGGGGCAUGACGUGUGGGCUGAAAUGGUUUCUGAAUGGGACUUGGGACGGUAGUGAUGGCGUGGGUCAGCAGAUGGCGGCCUUGGAAGUCUUUCAAUCUACAAUGGUUCGGUAUAUUGGCGUACCUUUGACGAAUUCUACGGGCGGGACCAGUAUCUCGAACCCAAAUGCCGGGCAUAAUUCCUCUGCCGUGCCACCAGCGCAGCGGAUCACGCCGCCGACGAAGGGGGACAAAGCUGGAGCUUGGAUGUUGACAGCUUUCAUUGCCAUCAUGGCGGCAUGGGCUUGUUGGUUCAUGUGCAUUUCGGCAUGGGAGUCGGGCCUUACGGGAGCAGCAACAGCAGGAGCGUUUCGCGAAAAAAUAGCUACGGUGAUGGAUGUGAAAGGGAAGGGUAGAGUUGUUAAGACUGGGGCUCCACGGAAUAAAUGGAUUGGUGUAGACCAUGUAGGGUCACCUAUCCGGGAGGAAAAAAGGGGCUCAAGGUACAGGCAGAGAGACCAUUUUGCGUGA